GCGAGCGCGCCUCCGCCCUGGACGAGCGCGCACGCGUGCGUCGCAACUGUCAGCAAAGCGCCACCGCGUGCGUAAACAGCUGCAGCCUGCCAGCUCGUGGAACGUGCAGAUGACUUGAGCAGGGUCGGGGAUUUAUCGCUCCGAUUUGGAGACUGCAGGUUUUUUCUUUUGUAAGCAUUACUGGCAUGAGCGGCUCGAUUGAACGGCGAAAGAGAGAAUGAGAAUCGUGGAUUUUGUUUCCACUCAGCACAGAAGAGAACUGACUCUAAAGGCCUCUCAAUAGUGAUCAUUCUCUGAUUUCUGUCAUCUUCCAUGAAAGCGGAGUGACUAUCUUCUGUUUGGAACCAAAAUAAGACAAACAAACUUUUACUUUGGAAAACAAUGACAGAAACAGUAACUGAAUGACUUUAAAAACCUUGCCAUGAAGAAGGACAUAGACACACUGAUAGCAGAAGAACGCGCUGACAUCAUUUCCAAAUAUGAGAAGGGCAGGCAAGAGGGUGUCAGGAUUGACCCUUGGGAGGAUGCUGACUACAGCAUCUAUAAGGUGACGGACCGCUUCGGCUUCCUGCAUGAGAAAGAGCUACCGACGCCCAGUGUGCUUGAAGAAAAGCAAAAGCAACAAGAGCUUGAGCGUGUGGGGAAGUGGCUAAAGAUGGUGAAGAACUGGAGCAAGUAUAAGAACAGUGACAAAUUGGUGAAGCGUGUUUAUAAAGGCAUCCCCCUCCAGCUAAGAGGCCAGGCCUGGGCUUUACUUUUGGACAUAGAGAAGGUUAAAAAAGACAAUGAGGGAAAAUAUGAGAAAAUGAAGCAGCAGGCUCGCAGCUUCUCCACAGAGAUCAAACAGAUUGACUUGGAUGUUAACAGAACCUUCCGGAACCACAUCAUGUUCAUGGACCGCUUUGGAGUCAAGCAGCAGGCACUCUUUCAUGUACUAGCAGCCUACUCUGUCUACAACACGGAGGUGAGCUACUGUCAGGGGAUGAGUCAGAUUGCUGCUAUCCUGCUCAUGUACCUGAAUGAGGAGGACGCCUUCUGGGCUUUGUCCCAGCUCCUCACCAACAGCAAACAUGCCAUGCAUGGUUUCUUCAUCCCGGGAUUUCCCAAACUGCAGCGUUUCCAAGCCCACCAUGAGCGGAUACUCUCCAAAAUGCUGCCUAAACUGAGGAAGCACCUGGACAUGGAACAGAUGUCAUGUGGGGUUUACACCACUAAGUGGUUCCUCCAGUGCUUUAUUGACAGAAGCCCCUUCACACUCACCCUGCGUUUAUGGGACAUCUAUAUUCUGGAGGGGGAGAAGAUGCUGACGGCCAUGGCUUAUACAACCCUCAAGUUACACAAGAAGCGUUUGCUGAAGUUUCAGUUGGAGGACCUGAGGGAGUUUCUUCAGGAGCAGCUGGCUGCUUCGUUCUUACUUCCAGACGACAUAGUGGUGGAACAACUACAGGCUGCUAUGUCGGAGCUACGCAGUAAAAAGUUGGACCAACCUCCUCCGGCAAAGUCAGAGGAGCUACCAAAGAAGCCCCUUGGUCAAGAGAGGCCAAUUCACCUGCUCCCUCUGCAGCCAAGCUGUCCUCUUGAAGUCAAAAGUGAUCUGCAGCCCAUCAGCCAGUCUAAUAAGGAGAGCAUCACCCCAGAGCACACCAACCCCCAAGCCUCCAAAAGCCACAGCAGGUCAAGCACACCCUCCCUGCUAGCGCCUGAUUCAGCUGCAUUGCUUCCAAAAGUGACACCGAGGUGUAUGCCUUCCAGAGCACCUCCGUUACCUCCCAAACCAGCAAAACCCUGCGCCGAGGUAAAUGACGGCAAAGAUGUGAAGGGAAGGGUCCCUGAAAAAGCUCAAGGAAGGAAACUUUGUGCAGCCCCAGACACUCGGGAGGAGCCUAUGGAAUGGCCCCCACCCUAUGAAGCCACUUCUCUGGAGGAUCCUAGCAUGCAUACAGAGAUGUUGGACUUGCCAGAGCUGCCACCUCCACCAUUGUUUUACUCCACAGAAGAAGAGCAAACAGUUAGUCCACCGGCCCAGAACCUUUCCCCGCCCCCAUCGGUGGCAACAUUAAAGCAUUCUCCAGAGGCGCCAACCAAGUCGCUGCUGUCUUCUCCCUGCGGCUUCACAUCCUCUUCCUCUCCUAGGCACCCUCCCCCCAAGCCCACUAAAUUUCCGGUGUCCCUGUACGUUCCAGCAACUUCGGCCGACAGGCGCCCUUCCAACACCUCCCAGUACGACAACCUUUCCGAAGCUGAUGAUGACGAUCGCUGCCCAGAGAGGUUGUUGGGCUCCACCCCCGAGGAGGUUCCUGUCCACAGAGACUACGACCCCGCUCUAUAUCCGCUGCCUACACCUCCCAUCUUCAUCCCGUCAUCACCGUCUCCUCUGCUGUCCUUGCACUGCACUCUUCCCAGUUUGCCUCAGGAGUCAGAAUAUGAAGGAGAUGACCGCUGGGUGGAGGGCUCCAUUAUCAUCCCAUCUCCUCCGCCCAACUUUGCAGACAGACUCUCUCCCCAGCCGUGUCACACAACCACCUCGCCCCCUACUUACUCUAAGCCUUUCACUCGGGGCCCCAGGGACCAUUCUGCCUUCCCGGCGCCACUCUUGUACACCAGGUCUCCCCCGGGCCACCCCAGGUUCUCAGGACAGUCUGCGUUGGGAGUGCCUGAGGUGCAAUCCAGCGCAGACUUUUGCAGGAUGCCUCCUGCAGGACAGCAGCCUCCAAAGUCUGUCACCUUUUAAAGUACACUUCACACACCAGAAUGAAGCAUUAGAGUUAAAAAAAAGGCCAGUAGCCAGUCAGUGUGUCGUCAUGGCAAACCUUUUGAACAUUUGAUACGUACAGUAUUAUACGAGUGUGCUGAAGUUUCUAUUUACUACUACAACACGCUUUAUCCUAAUAAGACAACUCAGUGCAUCUUAGUAGAAUGACUGGCACACAAGUUGAACAACUUGACUUUCCAGUGGUAUUUUUUUCCCCUCAUCUCUGAAUAACAUCUCUGCACACAAGUAGAACAACGCAGACACAUACCUGUAUACUCCAUUCAUUCACAGUGAUGUCAUACAGUAGUGGAAAAUAUGUUCCCCGUAAGAAUUGUCUUGAAGAUGGAGUAUAUGGACAAUUGAGCACACUGGUAGGGUAUUGAUAAAUGCUGGAACGGCUUGCCAUUGUGGCAUUAAGGUUGUUUUGUGUUGUUUUAUCACUAUGCCCAAAUUUUUACACCAGAACUUCUUUUCUAAUUAUCAUUUUGCACUUAAAACUGCUGUUUGCCUUGCUUGUGCAUUGGCGUUAUGGUCAUUUCAUACCUUAUCAACAAGCACAAAGAAAUGAAGCUACCAUUACUUCAUGUACAGUUAUGGUAAAUAUUUUCCCACAGUGUCUUAAAUGGAGUUCAAAGAGGGUCUCAAAGCUCACAUUUGGUCCUUCGCUUCCCUUAAAGCCUUCAUUGAACAGUGAGCUGGCUCACAGCUUUUCCUUUAAAUGUCAAAAUGUAUUGCGUAUCUUUAGGUCAAAGAGAAACAACUUAAUUUGAGUGUAAAUUAAUUGAAGAGAGGUUGUGGUGCAAUAAGUUGAUUCAUUUCUUAGGCACCACAGGUUACCAUUUGUUGUUGCCAUUUUAUUGUCGAGUUUUAGCUUUCUCUUUCGUAAUCCCACAUUGUAUAAAACUAAGAUGAAAAACAUGUCAUGCAUACUUGAGAAGUAGAAAAUGAUCACUUGUGAACAACAUCUCCCUCCAGUGGUAGUCAGUUAGAUCAUGCAUUCUUGUCCAGGGGUGAUGCUUUUGAAGAGAGAACAUAUCGUAUGGGCAUGUAGUUAGUUUUCUAUAUGAAGGCAUUCCAAAGGCCCUUGUGAGAAUAUGAAGACAUAUUUAAGAUCAGUCUGAGGUUAGGUCACUUUAAAGUUGUAAUGGCUCAGUGUAAAUUUUCCGGAGAAAUGGAAUUUAAGCCAUCCUAGGAGACUGAAGCAGAGCUUUCUAUUUAUCAGGAUUAUUGCUAAUUCCCACAUUAUAUAUACUGUACAUUGUUUCUGUAAAUGUUGUAUUGCCUGAUAAGUUAAUGCAUACCAGACCUCAUGAGUGCUAUCCUUUUAAUCGACCACUUUAUCCAUUUUUUUUUUAAAUGACACAAACAGCGAAAAAAGAAAAGCCCUUCCUUGGUGGUGCAGAACUGUUUUUUAUAUGUAUUCACUCCUAGGCUGAUGAUUCCAGAAUCCAAGAUAAAAAUAUGGGCCUAAAUAGUUCUGUUAUAUCUGUUGUGGUGGAGAGUUGGCAGCAGAUCAAAUGAAAGCUUUUUGUCUGCAUUUGGCCAAUAUUUGUCACUGUCCGAUGAAAAGCACUGUACUGUGUACUACAACUGUAUUUUAUUUUCAUCUUCUGAUAAAUGAAAACGUUUCAUUCA
Molecule: messenger RNA, 4387 nt
Organism: Syngnathus typhle (broad-nosed pipefish)
Lineage: Eukaryota; Metazoa; Chordata; Actinopteri; Syngnathiformes; Syngnathidae
Product: USP6 N-terminal-like protein
Exons: 15
Coding region: 422-2731 (769 amino acids)
Source: RefSeq, a predicted model, not a curated record